Molecule: messenger RNA, 4101 nt
Organism: Sorex araneus (European shrew)
Lineage: Eukaryota; Metazoa; Chordata; Mammalia; Eulipotyphla; Soricidae
Gene: KLHL9
Product: kelch like family member 9
Exons: 1
Coding region: 353-2206 (617 amino acids)
Biological process (GO): protein ubiquitination; regulation of cytokinesis
Cellular component (GO): Cul3-RING ubiquitin ligase complex
Molecular function (GO): ubiquitin-protein transferase activity; cullin family protein binding
Source: RefSeq, a predicted model, not a curated record
GGGGCCGGCCUCGGCGCUGACGGGAGCGGCGGAGGCGCAGUACGUGGCGGCGCCUCCCCCCUUGGCCCGGAGCGGAACAGCCGGAGGAGCGGCGGCUCAGGCCCGACGGGGUGAACCGGGUCACUUAACUGCCUUCUGCCGAUGAAUCAUCUGCAUCAUCAUCUUCAUCAUCAUCGCCUUUGAGGUUCCCCGUCUGCCGAACGGUGGAUGACUGGUUAGUGCGCUCGGAGAGGGCGGUGGGGGGCGUCCGGUGGCGGCGGGCCCCCAGGAGGAGAGCGAGCUCCCCCGUGCUCGUAGCCGUCUCGUCCUUUUCUCGGGCCAGCGAUCGUGGUGCCCAGGGGAAGGCUUGCACAUGAAAGUGUCCCUCGGUAACGGAGAAAUGGGCGUCUCCUCCCAUCUGCAGCCUUGCAAGGCCGGAACCACCCGCUUCUUUACCAGCAACACUCACAGCUCGGUGGUGUUGCAAGGGUUUGAUCAGCUUAGAAUCGAGGGCUUGCUCUGCGACGUGACCCUCGUGCCAGGGGAUGGAGAUGAGAUCUUCCCCGUUCACAGAGCAAUGAUGGCGUCCGCCAGCGACUAUUUCAAGGCCAUGUUCACAGGUGGGAUGAAAGAGCAAGAUCUGAUGUGCAUUAAGCUCCACGGGGUGAACAAGGUUGGCCUGAAGAAGAUUAUUGAUUUCAUUUAUACCGCAAAGCUGUCUCUGAACAUGGACAAUCUGCAGGAUACUCUGGAAGCUGCUAGCUUUUUGCAAAUUUUGCCGGUUUUGGACUUCUGUAAAGUAUUUCUCAUAUCCGGGGUGUCGCUAGAUAACUGCGUUGAAGUUGGACGAAUCGCCAACACCUACAACCUUAUAGAAGUGGAUAAAUACGUCAAUAGUUUUAUCCUGAAGAAUUUCCCUGCGUUGUUGAGCACCGGGGAGUUUCUGAAGCUCCCCUUUGAACGGCUUGCCUUUGUGCUUUCCAGUAAUAGCCUAAAGCACUGCAGUGAACUUGAACUCUUUAAGGCGGCCUGUCGCUGGCUGAGGCUGGAAGACCCGCGCAUGGAUUAUGCUGCAAAAUUAAUGAAGAAUAUUCGAUUUCCACUGAUGACCCCGCAGGACCUUAUCAAUUAUGUGCAGACAGUAGAUUUCAUGAGAACGGACAAUACCUGUGUGAAUUUGCUUUUGGAAGCUAGCAAUUACCAAAUGAUGCCAUAUAUGCAGCCAGUGAUGCAGUCAGACAGAACUGCAAUUCGGUCUGACUCAACUCACUUGGUUACAUUAGGAGGAGUUUUGAGGCAGCAGCUUGUUGUCAGUAAAGAAUUAAGGAUGUAUGAUGAAAGGGCCCGAGAGUGGAGAUCUUUAGCUCCCAUGGAUGCCCCUCGUUACCAGCAUGGCAUUGCUGUUAUUGGAAACUUCCUUUAUGUGGUCGGUGGACAAAGUAAUUAUGAUACCAAAGGAAAGACUGCCGUUGAUACAGUUUUCCGAUUUGAUCCUCGGUAUAAUAAAUGGAUGCAGGUUGCGUCCUUAAAUGAGAAGCGCACAUUCUUUCACUUGAGUGCUCUCAAAGGACAUUUGUAUGCAGUUGGUGGUCGCAGUGCAGCUGGGGAACUGGCAACUGUUGAAUGUUACAACCCAAGAAUGAAUGAGUGGAGCUAUGUUGCAAAAAUGAGUGAACCCCACUAUGGUCAUGCUGGAACAGUGUAUGGGGGCUUAAUGUAUAUUUCAGGAGGAAUUACUCAUGACACUUUCCAAAAUGAACUCAUGUGCUUUGACCCAGAUACAGACAAAUGGACACAGAAGGCUCCCAUGACUACAGUCAGAGGGCUGCAUUGUAUGUGCACAGUUGGAGACAAGCUCUAUGUCAUUGGUGGCAAUCACUUCAGAGGAACAAGUGAUUAUGAUGAUGUUCUAAGCUGUGAAUACUAUUCACCAACCCUUGACCAGUGGACACCAAUUGCUGCUAUGUUAAGAGGUCAGAGUGAUGUUGGAGUUGCUGUCUUUGAGAAUAAAAUCUAUGUUGUAGGUGGAUAUUCUUGGAAUAAUCGCUGUAUGGUAGAAAUUGUCCAGAAAUAUGACCCAGAAAAGGAUGAAUGGCAUAAAGUUUUUGACCUUCCAGAAUCUCUUGGAGGUAUUCGAGCUUGUACGCUAACAGUUUUCCCACCUGAAGAAAACCCUGGAUCACCUUCAAGAGAAUCGCCUCUUUCAGCACCUUCAGAUCAUUCUUAGGACUGAAGUGUAAUAUGUUUGCUGUGCAUUGUGGAUGAUCUCGAAUUUUCCCUUGAGUUAUGUCUUCUUAGAACAGUCAUUAGGUAAAAAGGUAGCAUACUGUGUGUUUAUUAGACGGUUAUUAACUAUUCUGAAAAUGUAUUGGCUAUAACCAGCUAUUCUGACAAAUGUUAAAAACGUAGAAAAAUGUUAGUUGUCUUUUUGUGGUGAUGUGUCAAAUUGUAGUUGAUUGUAAUGUCUAAUUAUGGUCAUUGUGCUUCAAAGUUGGAAUUUUUUAUCUUUGACUGUAAAAUAUCAAAAGGAAACUAUAUGUUCCAACCUAAAAUGUAAACAAAAGGUUGCCAAGUGUUAGCCACCUUCAUUUAUUCAUAGAGUUUUUAAUAUAGCUGCCAAUUCACCAGAUUGUGUGAGUACAUUCAAAAUAUGCGAAGUUUCUUAGGGAAACAGGAGAAAUAAUACAUUUUAAAAAUACUAACUUAAAAAAAUAGUUCAGCUUAAGGUCAGGAUUUCUUGUUUGUAGGGAAAGGAAGAGGAAACAUUUACACACAUACACAUAUAUGUGUAUCCAUUCAUACUUGCAUAUGAAAUUUUUAAUUGGCAUUUUAGGUAUAGUGAAAUUUAAAAAAAAAUUAAAAUUGUUCCCUUCUGCUUAGCAGCUAUUUCUAUUUAAAUGGAAUCCAGUACCAGAGAAUAAAUGUAUCGUUACACUGAGUUGAGAUAGAUAAGGUUACAAUAUAUUGACAGUCAAAUUUGUCAUUUGACUAAAUUGUUUCAAUGCAGCAUUACUUUUUCUGCUUGCAUAAUGUUUUCUAUAGUGUUUUUAUACCAGUUAGCAAAAUUCAGGCUUUAGAAUAAUGCUCUUAGCUCAGUUAAAAUAGACUGUGCUGUUUUCUGUCUUUUUGUGAGAUAAAACCAUGGCAUGGGGGGAAAAAAAGCAAAGAACACUGAACAGAUACAGGAUUUUAAGUUUCAUCUCCCAUAUUAGCCAUCCUAACAUAAUUUGUGUUUUGGGUGGUUGCUCUGGUGCUCACUCCCUGUGUAUCCUAUGCUUUAUGUGAUCUGCUUCAAGGCUGUAAACAAGCUGGAGAUAUAUUCUGUCCUGUAUUAAUCUGAAAAAUGUUUAUUUGACCUUGUCUAAAGUAUAGGACCAACUUUAGAUUCUUUAGGAAGCAGCUACAGAAGGCCUAGGAUGCUGCUCACAGGCAAGCAGUACUAGAGAAAAACACAUAGGGAGAUCUUAAUGGGAUCAUUUCAGCUAGGGAACUAAUAGAUGUCCUCUAGACAGUGAGUGAUCAUUUCAGCUAGAGAACUAAUAGAUGUCCUCUAGACAGUGAGUGUUUCCUAGAAUAAUUUUUUUACCUAAAAGAAUUACAUAUAUACUUUUCCAUGUGUAUUUAUGCACGUGUAUAUCCUUACACUAGGAAGAUUGUCAGAGUGUAAGGAACAACCUCUGUAUUGACAAUACCAUACAUAAUAAACUGAUAAACCAAGGGAAACAGAAUUGGUUUCCAAAAAAUUUGACCCUUACUGCCCAUACAAGUGUUGAUUCAUUUUAAUGCUUCCCUACUAAUUUCUGUGUAGAUAUUUUUGUGCUUCCUAUUUUUUUGUUGUUGUUGGUUUUUAGUGACACUCCAUUUUUUUUUUUAUUACAAAAAAGCACUUUGGGUGCAUUUAGAAAAUAGAAAAGUAGAAAUUGCUGUGAACUUUGUGCAUUGAAUAAGACGUGUAUCCCAAUGUUUCAUUCCUUGACUAUUAAUAAGGUUAAAUAUUGUAUUUAAUACUGUGUUUUCCUUGAUCAAAAGUGCAUGUCCUUUGCCCUUGUAAUACCUAUUGGUGUUGCUCUGUUUUUCAUACCGUUAUAGGAUCUGUUUGUGUAAUAAAAAGUUUUACUGGUA